Messenger RNA from Uranotaenia lowii, 1456 nucleotides. It is a transcript of the gene OSCP1, whose product is annotated as protein OSCP1. The record is from RefSeq and is a predicted model, not a curated record. NCBI's taxonomy places the organism in Eukaryota, Metazoa, Arthropoda, Insecta, Diptera, Culicidae. Gene Ontology annotation, biological process: transport. Bases 157 to 1194 code for a protein of 345 amino acids. Gene Ontology annotation, cellular component: cytoplasm; plasma membrane. The transcript is spliced from 2 exons.
UCCUUUUUCAUUCAGUUUUUUCACUACGUUGAGCUAGGGCAAAGUAUUACCUAAACAAUUUCUAUCAGUUUACUCAAGUACAAAGAUUUAUCAAGAACUAGUAUUUUCCGGUGAAUAUAAAUUUGAACAAGCGGAAGCGGAAGCGUCUGGAGAACGAUGACUAUUACUAACCUUUUUAUUGUACUAAAUCUCGGGUCCGAAAUGUUGUACGUAAUCGAUCAGCGACUGAAAGCUCAGGCAAUUCCUUUGGAUAAAUCGGCACAAGUUUUGAGAGAAAUCACCGAGGUGCUGCUGGAUCCAAAAUUUCUGCAUUACAUUUCAACGGCUUACCAACAUAACCUACUAACAGCGCAGCAAACCCGCAUUUUGCUGACCGACAUCGCCUGUUGUUCUUUGAUGCGCCUUGAUGUCAAUUCCAUGGACAAAUUGUGGGAUCUGAUGAUAAUGAUAUUCAAAUGGCAAAUGUACUUAACCAAUAAAAGUGCCCAAGCCCUAAUGGAUCUCACUUUUCGCCAUUUGGAUGGUAUUGGCCGACUCAUCCCGGAAAUGCGUAAACAAAUUUUAAUUGACAACGUGAAAAAAUCAUUGAUCGAACUUUGGGAACCACUUUGCGAAGAUGAUCAGAUAAUAAUCCACAGGAGAGUAUACAAGUGGCUAAAACCCUAUACAACUAAAAUUUCCGUACUGAUUCGAAUGGGAUUGCAGCGAUCGGAUGGAGAAUUUGAAACAGCUAUCAGCAAUAACAUGUUCUACAACUAUUACGUAAAUAACAUUGGAGAAAAUAUCUACGCCAAAACUGCUAAUUUACAAGUUUUAAAAAAUCAGUCAGAGCAAAAUGAAAAAUUUGGAAGUAUAGAACCAAAUCAAACAUCAGAUGCUGGUCAUGAAAUCGAUACACUGGUACAACAGUUGAAUGUGCAGCACAAUGUGGACGAAACUGCUGCUGCAGCAGCACACAGUUCGUGUUCCAUCCAUGGAGGCUUAAAUGAAAUAGUUAUCAACCAGGACUUAGAUACAGAAAACAAAACUGAAGAAAACGAUUCAGACAUUGCGAGAGAAACUAAUUUGGCAAAGUUCAUGAAAAAAAUCAAAAUGGAAAACGAAGAUUUUUCAAUAUCAAACUUUCAGUCAACAGAUACCAAUGAAGAAUUACUUAAAAUGUUUGAUCAAAAUUUGGAUCUAAAGGACGAUUAAAAGAACAAAAAUUUUGCUAGUAGGAACGAACGAUGCCAUAAGAAGGAUGAAGUAUCGCACGGAUAAUAUAUCUUUUUCCCAGAACGUCUUUACGCACAUAUCGUGUAAGAAGUUUUCACAAGAACAAUAGCUAAUACAAUAUCUAAUUAUACUACAUACUAUCGUUUGCAACAGAUCAGCCAUGUUUGAAAAAAGUUUCAAUUUAACUGAUUUGAAGUGAUUGGAAUGUAUAUAAAUGAAUACCUUAUGAAUUACCUUAGCA